AUGAAAUUUCACAAAGUUCAUGAAUUCAAUCAAUUGGGGAAAACUAAGGUUCGAAAAAACAAAAAUGAAAUUGCAUUUGUGGGUUCAAAUUACUCAAUUAAACAACAAUCUAAUUUGGCUGCAAUUGUUGAUUGCACUUAUCCUAAAAUUCGCAACGGCUUAAUUAAUAAUUCGUACUUUCAUGAUAGGGCAAUACUAGCGCCAACAAAUAAAAUUGUUGAUAAGGUCAACGAACAUGUAUUAUCACUUUUUCCAGGAGAAGAGAGGUUAUACUUGAAUUCAGAUUCAAUCGAUAAAUCUGACGUUGAUCAUCUUGGCGAUCGGGUUGUACAAGCAACUGUAAUAUCUGGAUCUAACAUUGGUUAUAAGGUUUUCAUUCCAAGGGUUACACUUACACCUUCUGAUAGUUCUAAAACUCCAGUAGCUCUUCAGAGAAAACAAUUUCCAAUAUCAUUGUGUUUUGCGAUGAUGAUUGAUAAGAGUUGA
This is a messenger RNA of Amaranthus tricolor (Joseph's coat), 486 nucleotides long. RefSeq lists its product as uncharacterized. The record is from RefSeq and is a predicted model, not a curated record. Lineage: Eukaryota; Viridiplantae; Streptophyta; Magnoliopsida; Caryophyllales; Amaranthaceae. Bases 1 to 486 code for a protein of 161 amino acids. The transcript is spliced from 3 exons.